CGCAACAACAAUACCACUACGCGUAACACCAAGGUUCCGAAUAUCAACCUCAAGAUGCCUUCGAAAGAGGCUGGCGAACUCAACUCUGCUACUGUUUUGGACGCCUUUCGCGCCACGCGUGGGUCCAUAGACGACCACAUCGUGAAGAACAAGAUCGACGCCUACUGCUCGGAGUUUAUCCCACGAACGGACGAGUUGGCGAUCGCAGUCUUCUGCAAUGCCUUCGAAGAGCUUGGAUGCCCUCUUCGGUCGGCAACACCUGGAACAAAGCUCGCACCUAUCAAAAAUAUCCCAAGGCACGAAAAGCUCAUCAACUACAUGUACAAGGCUUUGGAAAAUAAAGCUGGCUUGAUCGAGACCAAAGGCGAGGAAAUCGUUCGCACAUCGGUGGCAUGUCCUAGCAGCGAGAUUGAGGACAUGCUGGAAGACCUCUUCGACGAUAUGCCUGAGCAAGAGUGGGAACUCGGACUUGUGCAGAGAACUGGCGGAUCCUUCGCUAAUUGUAUAUCUGGCAAAGAAGAUCCAUUGCAGUUACUGUUCGGCUCCGACGAAGGUCGCACGCUUAUGGGAAAUUUCUACGCUAAAUCCCCGCUGUUCAGCACAAUCCUCCAGCAAUGGGCAGCUUUCUUCGAAAAUAUUGGCAGCAAAUGGCCAAAGAACGCCGGACCUCUGCGAAUUCUGGAAGUCGGCGCAGGUACUGGUGGUACAACUUUUAAGAUUGUCCCAGUGCUGGCUCGUCUUGGCAUACCAGUGAUAUACACCAUGAGCGAUAUCGGCUCUGUCUUCCUCUCCGCGGCGCAAAAAAAGCUUGAAGAGUACCAAUUCAUGGAAUACAAAGUUGUGGACAUCGAGAAGGAACCGGAGGAGGCGCUGCGCAACUCUCAGCACAUCGUCAUUGGGUCCAACGUUUUCCAUGCGACCCGCGAUCUGUCUGUCUCAUUGAAAAAUGUCCACAAGAUGUUACGACCGGAUGGAUUCAUCAUGAUGCAUGAGCUGACAACGCAGAUGCUCUGGGCUGAUGUUGCGUUUGGAUUGAUUUCUGGAUGGUGGGCGUUCGAGGACGGGCGACAACACGCCUUGCAGAGCCCAAAACAUUGGGAGAAGGUACUGCGCUCCGUUGGCUUUGGCUACGUCGGCUGGAACGAGGGGGCUCGUCCCGAGUCAAGGAUCCAGAACUUGGUCUGGGCGAUGGCGUCUUAGAUUAGAAUAAAAUGAACAUGUAGCCAGACUAUUUAGCUUCCAUGCAUACCCAAAUGCGUAGGGACAUAAAUCAAAGGCCCGAAAGAUAGGUUUCACUACAUUUCUACUCCUUCUAGAUUGCAAAUUGUUACAGUAAUUUCGAAAUUUUCUCUCCGAUAAUAUUCGAACUU
This is a messenger RNA of Lindgomyces ingoldianus, 1370 nucleotides long. RefSeq names its product methyltransferase domain-containing protein. The coding region runs from base 55 to 1200 and encodes 381 amino acids. NCBI's taxonomy places the organism in Eukaryota, Fungi, Ascomycota, Dothideomycetes, Pleosporales, Lindgomycetaceae. The record is from RefSeq and is a predicted model, not a curated record. The transcript has a single exon.